AUGUUGAUUGUGUGGUUUUUACAAUUGUUUAUUGUAAACAAUAUUAUUUUUGCACAACCACCAACUUGUUUACGUUCAUCACGAUAUUUAAUACCUCAAACACCAGGUGAUAAUGGUUUUCGUAUAACUGUUGAAGGUGGUUUUAAAACAUAUGUACCAGGACGAACAUAUAAAAUUUCAUUAAGUGGUUUUAAAAAUCAAUUUUAUCAAUCAUCAUUUAAAGAAUUUAUGCUUAUUGCUGUACCAUCAACAUGGUCUGAUGAACAACCAUAUAAACCGAUAGGACAUUUUGAAUUAUUACCAUCAACAAAUACUAAUGAUGAAUCAAUGCAAGAAGCUAUUAUUAGUCAACGUAAUUGUCCUGGUGGUGUUACAGAUGUAAAUCCAGAUAAAUUAAAAAAUUCUAUAUCUGUUGAUUGGAUUGCACCACGUCAUCCACAAGGAUGUAUUUCAUUUAAAGCUAUAAUUGUACGUUCAGAUACAGUAUGGUUUAAAGAUGACAAUGCUCUUACGUAUACACUGUGUGAAGAUCAAAUGCAUAUGAAGAAAAUGAUGCAACAAUGUUGUGCAUGUGGUGAAGCAAAAUAUCAAUUAACAUUUCGAGGACUUUGGUCACCAGAAACACAUAAAAAAGAUUGGCCAUCAACAACAGCUCAUUUUUCAACAAGUGUUGGUGCUGUUCAUAAUUCUAAUUAUACAAUGUUUCAAAUUGGUUCAUAUGCAAAUCGUGGUUUAAGUCAAUUAGUUUUAACCGGUGAAACACAUACAUUAGAACAAGAAUUAGCAAAUGAAUCAUUCAAUGGGGUUAUUCGUAGUUUAUUAUUUGCUCAACCUUUAAAACUAUCAUCUAAUGAAAUAAAAUCAACAAUGAAUGUAUUUACAGUUUCACCUUAUCAUCCUAAAUUGAGUUUUGUUAGCAAAAUUUCACCGAGUCCUGAUUGGUUUACAGGAGUUAAUGCAAUUGAUUUAUGUUUAUCAAAUUGUACAUGGAUUGAACAAUAUUCAGAAGAUCUUUAUCCAUUAGAUGCUGGUAUUGAUAGUGGAAAGACAUAUACAUCAAGUCGAUUACCAACAAUACCAUUAGAAAAAAUCCAUACAAUUACUGGUACAGUUUCACCAUCAUCAUCUUUUCAUGAUCCUAUGAGUAAACCAAUAAUGCCCGUAGCACGUGUUAUUCUUCAACGUACACUUGUUCGUGGUACUCAAUGUCCAAAUAAUCAACAUGGUACACAAAAUUCACAUAGAGUUCAAAAUAAUUAUCAAGAUUCAUCGGUUGAUAUUGAUUUAUCACAAACAAAACAUCGUAAUGAACGAUUGAAACAAAAAUAUGAUAAUUCAGGAAAAUUGAUAUAUUCUUAUGAAGAACCAUUAUCACCUGAAUGCCGUAUGACUGACUGGUCACUAUGGUCAUCAUGUUCGGUUAGUUGUGGUCAUGGAAUAAAAACACGUCGACGUGCUUAUCUUAUGCCAGACAAAGCUUUUCGUAAUCAUUGUAAUCAAAGAACUUAUGAUAUGACUUCAUGUUAUUUGGCAUCAUGUUCAUCAUCAAUGACAAAUAAUAAUUUCAAAUCAUCAAAUAAUGCAAUGUGUAUGGUAAGCGAAUGGUCAUCAUGGUCACAUUGUUCUGUAACAUGUGGUACAGGAAUGCGUACUCGUUCUCGUACAAUGUUAAAAGGUCGAGAUAAUCCUCAGUGUCAAUCAGAAUAUCAAUUAAUGGAAAAAGAAACAUGCCAGGGAAUGAAACCAUCAUGUGAACAAGGUCGUUUAACAGAUAUGAUAGAAAAAAAACGUAUAUGUAUGCAACCAAUUGAAAUUGGUACAUGUACACAUCUUGAACGACGUUUUUAUUUUAAUUUGGAUAUGAGUAAAUGUCUUGAAUUUGAUUAUAGUGGUUGUGGUGCUAAUGAUAAUAAUUUUCUUACACGUGAUACAUGUGAAGAUACAUGCGAUAUUUUAUUACGUGGACGAACAGAGGAUGGUAAAGAUACACGUUGUAUGACAUUACCAUGGUCAGAAUGGAGUGCUUGUUCAUCUGUUUGUGGACGUGGAACACAAGUUCGAUUUCGUGCAUAUAAAGUAAAAUUUUUAGCUAUGGGUUUUUGUUCGGAACCAUUAGAAGAAUUUCGUGAUUGUGAAGUACCUUGUGAUUCAGCACAAAUGUAUCGUUUAUCAGAUACACGAAAAACAAUGAUUAAAAGUAUGGAAACAGCUGAAAGAAAACAUAAAUGUAUGCAACCACUUGAACCAGGUCCAUGUACUAAGUUUAUGGAUCGAUUCUAUUUUGAUGUAACAACACGUAAAUGUUCGAAAUUUCAAUAUGGUGGAUGUAGAGGCAAUGAAAAUAAUUUUAUGACACAAGAUGAAUGUGAAGCCAUGUGUGAUGAACUUAUUCAAGAUCAUAAAUCAAUGGUUCAUGAUCCACGUUGUCUUGUUUCAAUGUGGACUGAAUGGUCAUCAUGUAUGAAUGCUACAUGUCAUCGACCAGGUACACAAAUUCGAACAAGAAUGUAUGCAGAUAAACGAGCAGCUAUGGCUGCACAUUGUACGGAACAUUUGGAACAACAACAACAAUGCACACUUGAUUGUCAUAAUAAUCAACCGAAAAAUAAACAGAAAGAAAUGAUGAUGAUGAAUAUACCAAAAGUAGUUCAUCGACCUCGUCAUCCAUGUUGUGCAUGUGACGAAGCGAAAUUUCAAUUUACAUUUCAAGGUCUUUGGUCAAAACAAACACAUCCAAAAGAUUGGCCACCUGAAAAUCUUCUUCAUUGGUCUGAUAUCAUUGGAGCUGUUCAUAGUGAAGAAUAUUCAUUAUGGAAUUAUGGUGGCAUUGCAAGUGAUGGUCUUAAACAAGUAGCUGAAUGGGGAGCAAUUGGCACAAUGCAAAAAGAAAUAAAAAAUCAUACUAAAUUUGGUGUUAUUCGUAAUUUAAUGAUUGUACCUGGUCUUUGGACAGUUAAUAUAAGCAAAUCAACUGCAGGUGCUUUUACAACUUCAAGAAAUCAUCAUUUCUUAUCAUUUGUUACUAUGCUUGGACCAUCACCUGAUUGGAUUACUGGUGUAUCUGGUCUUGAUUUAUGUCUUCCAAAUUGUACAUGGUUGGAUAAUUAUGAAGAAUUACUUCAUCCAAUUGAUGCUGGAACAGAUAUGGGCGUUCGAUAUGAUGGUCCUAAACGACCAGAGAAUCAACGUAAACCAAUUGCACCAAUUGUUUCACGUAAUAUUACAGAUAAUCGAUCACCAUUUUUUGGCAAUCAACCACCUCCAUUUGCUAAAUUGAGUAUUAAACGAAUUAUGGCACAAGGUGUAGCAUGUCCAAAUGGUCGACCACAACAUAGUGAAACAUCAUCUGUUAUUGAUUUUGGUCCAAAUUUUGCUGAUUUAAGUCGUCUGGGUGAAAUUGAAAAUGACAAAGAUAUUGCAAAAACAAAUAUAGAAUUACUUGAUGAGCAAUCAUCUGAUCCACGAUGUAUGACAUCACCAUGGACAGAUUGGAGUCCAUGUAAUGUUAAAUGUGGAAAUGGAUUAAGAACACGAACAAGAAUGUAUAAAAAUACUGAUCAUCAUGGAUGUAAUGAACGAUUAAGUGAAAGUGAAAUGUGUUAUGCAAGAACAGGUGAUGAUUGUGAUGAUGAAAAUCAACAAGUUGCAGCAUGUGCUGUAACUGAUUGGUCAUCAUUUUCACCAUGUUCAGUAUCAUGUGGUCAAGGUAUAACUGAAAGACGACGAUGGUAUAUCAAUGAAAAUUCACAUCGUGAUCCAAGAUGUAAAGAUGUUCAUUUAAUUGAAAAACGUCAAUGUCAGGGUGCACAUGCUGCUCAAUGCGAUGAUAAUGGAAAUAAAGACCGGUGUAUGUCUGAACCAGUUGCAGAUAAUCGAUGUCGUGGUUUAGAACGAUAUUAUUAUAAUAAAACAAGUAUGUUAUGUGAACCAUUUUCUGGUAAUAGUGCAUGUCCUGCUCGUGGUAAUAAUAAAAAUAAUUUUGCUAAUAAAAUGGAAUGUGAAACUAUUUGUAAUAAUCUUGUCGUUAAAAAUAAUGAUUUAUCAUGUCCAAUGAGUCCUUGGAGUGAAUGGAGUGAAUGUUCAGUAACAUGUGGUCGUAAUGGUAUUCGACGUCGUACACGAACAUUAUUGAAUAAUCAUAGAGCAGUUGAUCAAUAUCGUUGCCAAUCAUUAUCACUUGAAGAAACUCAACCAUGCCAUUUAAAUCCUUGUCCACCAACCGAUUGUGUUGUAAGUCAAUGGAGUACAUGGUCUUCAUGUACAGGUUGUGGACAAGAUGCCAUACAAACGCGUACACGUAUUCCUGUACGUCGAGCACGUAAUGGUGGUAAACGAUGUGGACCAUUAAAAGAAACAAGAUAUUGUCAAACAACUGUACCAUGUUAA
Molecule: messenger RNA, 4386 nt
Organism: Rotaria sordida
Lineage: Eukaryota; Metazoa; Rotifera; Eurotatoria; Philodinida; Philodinidae
Source: the annotation of a GenBank genome assembly